AUAUUGAUAACAUCUGUUCUACGGGUAUAUAUAUAGAGAAUACCCGCAUAGAGAAAGUAGCGAUCGCAGGCUAGGUGGAUGGCGUGAGCUGCUUGCUUCUUCUACGCCCCCCAAGAAGAGAACUACUUCUUACGGAACAAUAGCAUGAAACGAAGACAUCAAUCUCAGACAUCUGUUGAAUCCAACAGCUUCCUUCGCCUUUUGUUCCUUCCUUGCUUUCAAUUCAUCCCUUUCCCUCCAUUCCUUCGCUGCCUCUACAGCUAUUUCGAAGAAAACCCAACUAUACCCUGAACUCUCUCUCUCUCUCUCUCUCUCUAGAAAAGGUGUAACCUAGACGCUGUCCUUGUUCAAUCAAAAAGAGACACUGAGAUCGCAACCCAUGAAGCGAGGAUACGCAGAAUCUCCGGCGACCUCUGUCGGUCCGCCUCAAUCCAGAUUCAAAUAUAACCGAGAGGGCGAUGCACACUUUCUAGAGGAUGAAAGCACAAAAAUCUUUGCCCGAAAAGUGGCAGACCAUUACAGUGCGAGGACAAAUCAGACCCUGGAAGAACGAGAAGCAAGUCCAAUCAUUCACUUGAAGAAACUCAACAACUGGAUUAAAAGUGUCUUAAUUCAGCUUUAUGCUCAUCGUGGAGAUGAGGUUCUUGAUCUUGCUUGUGGCAAGGGUGGUGAUCUCAUCAAAUGGGACAAGGCAAAGGUUGGAUAUUAUGUUGGCAUUGACAUAGCUGAAGGCUCGAUAGAGGAUUGUCGCACACGUUACAAUGGUGAUGCUGACCAUCAUCAGCGCCGUAAAAAGUUUACAUUUCCUGCUCGCCUCAUAUGUGGGGAUUGCUUUGAGGUUCGGUUGGAUAAAGUUUUGGAAGAUGAUGCGCCUUUUGAUAUUUGCAGUUGCCAAUUUGCAAUGCAUUAUUCAUGGUCUACAGAGGCACGGGCUCGGCGUGCUUUGGCCAAUAUAUCAGCAUUACUUCGUCCAGGAGGUACCUUCAUUGGGACAAUGCCAGAUGCCAAUGUUAUCAUCAAAAAGCUUAGAGAAGCUGAAGGACUGGCCUUUGGCAAUAGUGUCUAUUCGGUUCGUUUUGAUGAAGAAUUCUCUGACAAGAAAUUCAGGUCUUCUAGCCCAUUUGGCAUCAAGUAUACAUUCCACCUAGAGGAUGCUGUUGAUUGUCCUGAAUGGAUUGUUCCCUUUCAUGUCUUCAAGUCAUUAGCAGAAGAGUAUGAUUUGGAGCUCGUCUUUGUCAAAAAUUCACACCAGUUUGUGGAUGAGUACCUGAAAAUACCAGAAUUUGUUGAGCUCAUGCGGAGGCUUGGUGCUCUGGGUGAUGGGAACCAAGAUAGAAGCACACUGUCACAAGAUGAGUGGGAAGUAGCUUAUUUAUAUUUGGCAUUUGUCUUGAGAAAGCGAGGUCAAGCAGAUCGGACGCAAACAAGUGGCAGGAGAGAUAAAGGGCAGAUGCAAAUCUCGAAAGAGGACAUCAUGUACAUCAACAGCAGCAUAUAAUAGCAUCUGCCACAAAAAGUAUAAUAACAUGACAACAAUAAUGCUGCAGACAACUGUCAGUGAGGGGAGAUUUCUGGAGACUCCCUUUCUUCUCAACUGAGUUGGUUAACAGGACGUGAAAUGGGUGACUCAAUUUUGUUGAAGUACUUGUAACAUAAGUCUUAGCUAUAGUAUUUAUAUUUUUUUUGGGGGCAGACAAUUGGCUCAAGCCUAGAGUUUUGCUGUCAAGUAGUGUAGUAUGAUUUUGGUAUGUACCGUUAGAGAAUAGUUCUAUGAUUGAUAAGUGUUGUAUUCAAGUUUCAGUUGAUUUUAUCAUUAAGCUUCAGGACGGCA
Messenger RNA from Malania oleifera, 1831 nucleotides. RefSeq names its product mRNA cap guanine-N7 methyltransferase 1-like. NCBI's taxonomy places the organism in Eukaryota, Viridiplantae, Streptophyta, Magnoliopsida, Santalales, Ximeniaceae. Gene Ontology annotation, cellular component: nucleus. The coding region runs from base 380 to 1498 and encodes 372 amino acids. The record is from RefSeq and is a predicted model, not a curated record. The transcript is spliced from 13 exons. Gene Ontology annotation, molecular function: mRNA 5'-cap (guanine-N7-)-methyltransferase activity. Gene Ontology annotation, biological process: 7-methylguanosine mRNA capping.